Erigeron canadensis is the source of this 1412-nucleotide messenger RNA. RefSeq names its product patatin-like protein 2. Lineage: Eukaryota; Viridiplantae; Streptophyta; Magnoliopsida; Asterales; Asteraceae. The coding region runs from base 40 to 1293 and encodes 417 amino acids. Gene Ontology annotation, molecular function: glycerophospholipase activity; monoacylglycerol lipase activity. Gene Ontology annotation, biological process: lipid metabolic process. The record is from RefSeq and is a predicted model, not a curated record. The transcript is spliced from 6 exons.
GGUUUAUAUGAUCUAUGCAUAUGUGUUCCAAUUCAAUCAAUGAAUAAAACCAAUAUUGUUAUAGUUUCGUUGAUCAUUGUGACCGCAACCAUACAAACUGUCGCGGUGGUUGAUAAGCCAACUAAUGUAGGCGAGGCAAACUUUGUCACGAUUCUUAGCAUCGAUGGUGGUGGUGUCCGUGGCAUCAUUCCUGCCACGAUUCUCACGUUUCUUGAAUCAAAACUUCAGGAAAUAGAUGGACCCAAUGUAAGCAUUGCAGAUUAUUUUGAUGUAAUAGCCGGAACGAGCACAGGUGGAUUGAUGACAACAAUGCUUACAGCUCCUAAUGAGCAAAAGCGUCCAAUGUUUGCUGCAAAAGACAUUACCAAAUUCUACUUUCAACAUUCGCCUAGGAUAUUUCCUAAACUAAGUCGGAGCAAAUUUAUGAACUCGGUAGCACACGUGUUUGGGGAAGUCACGGGACCAAAAUAUGAUGGAAAAUAUCUUCGAUCAUUAGCAAAAACGCUAUUAAAAAACCUAACUCUUCAACAUACAUUAACGGAUGUUGUCAUACCUACUUUCGACAUCAGACGUCUUCAACCUGUUGUUUUCUCUUCUGCUCAGGCAAAAGAGAAUGUUUGGAAAAAUGCUCUUCUUGCUGAUGUAUGCAUUGGAACCUCGGCAGCCCCUACGUAUUUCCCACCAUAUUAUUUCGAGACUAAGGAUGUUGAUGGAACCAAGCACACGUACGAUCUAAUUGAUGGUGGAGUCGCUGCAAACAAUCCCACACAAUUGGCACUAACACAUAUAACUAGGGAAGCACUGAUGGGGAAAUAUAGGUUCUCUGGAUCAGCAGAGAUUGAUGGAAAAAGGAUGCUCGUGCUUUCAAUUGGAACCGGCAUGCAGAAAUACAACGAAAUAUACACGGCACAAAUGGCUGCAAGGUGGGGUUUGCUCAGUUGGAUUUUUAAAAAUGGUUCAACACCCAUCUUUCAUAUCUAUAGUGAUGCAAGCUCUGAUAUGGUGGACAUUCAUGUGUCAACUCUCUUUCGAGCCUUGAAAGUAGAAAAAAAUUAUUUGCGAAUUCAGGAUGAGAGCCUGACAGGAGAGCAAACUGAGAUGGACAUUUCAACACCAGAGAAUAUGCGGAAAUUGGAGGAUAUAGGGAAGAAACUACUAGAGAAGAAAAUGUCAAGAUUGGACUUAGAGACAGGCAGAUUUCAACCAGUUGAAGCAGAGGGUACGAAUGCAGAUGCUUUAGCACGCUUUGCUGUAAUGCUAUGUGCAGAACGUAAGCGUCGCCGGUCAACUUAAAAGGUUUGACCAGUUUUUGUACAUAGUUUGGAGAUACCCGACACCAGGUUGUUUCUCUUGAUUUUUGGUGGUAGUUGUGUAUAUACGUGUUAAUGAAAGAGACACGCAUAUAUUUAUCA